Molecule: messenger RNA, 419 nt
Organism: Bactrocera oleae (olive fruit fly)
Lineage: Eukaryota; Metazoa; Arthropoda; Insecta; Diptera; Tephritidae
Source: RefSeq, a predicted model, not a curated record
UUAUGUAGUGAGUGUUUGAUUAAAAAAGUGUAAUAAAAAAAAAAAUGGCUCGUACAAAACAAACAGCCCGUAAAUCGACUGGUGGUAAAGCCCCACGUAAACAAUUGGCAACCAAAGCAGCUCGUAAAAGUGCUCCUGCAACUGGUGGUGUUAAGAAACCUCAUCGUUAUCGUCCCGGUACAGUGGCAUUACGUGAAAUUCGUCGUUACCAAAAAAGUACAGAACUAUUAAUCCGCAAAUUACCAUUUCAACGUUUAGUACGAGAAAUUGCUCAAGAUUUCAAAACAGAUUUACGUUUCCAAAGUUCUGCUGUUAUGGCUCUACAAGAAGCAAGUGAAGCAUAUUUGGUCGGUUUGUUUGAGGAUACAAAUUUGUGCGCCAUUCACGCAAAGCGUGUCACAAUUAUGCCAAAAGAUAUU